AAGGGCACGGGGUGACCAAUACGGUCUGAGUAGGUCAGUAACACGGGCUUGAGAUGUUUGUAAUUGCUACUUUCGUUCACGUGACAAACCUUACUAAUUGUCUGUGUCGGCUGGUGGGUUAGCGACACAUUUAUAUUUCCGCGAUAUAACCCGACGAGAUAAACCUUUAGCAUGGAUUAUGAUAAUAGUUGUCGUCGGCUGAAGGCUGACUCGGCCGUGACACGUGACCCGCCGCCCUGCGUGCACUUGUCCAGAAGGGCCGCGCGGGCUGAGCCUCGCCACGUGACUUCCUCUUCCGGUCUGGGCCCCACGUGGUGGGAGCCGUCCGCUGGGGUUCAGGGAUCGAGGGGUGAGAUGGGGACUCGCGCCGUGGCCGAGGGGGCCCAGGGAGCGACGCGGGGGAUCGAGGGGGCCCAGGGAGCGGCGCGGGGGAUCGAGGGGGCCCAGGGAGCGGCGCGGGACGCCUCGCGCCGCGUGUUUGUGGGCGGCCUCGUGGCGAGCGUGCGGCCCGAGGAGCUGCGGCGCCGCUUCGAGGCGUUCGGGGCCGUGGGGGACGUGGCGGUGAAGACGCGGAGCGACGAGACGGGCACUCCCAUCAAGACGUUCGCCUAUGUGAGCCUGCAGACGAGUGACGCCGAGCUACGGAAGUGCUUCUCCGUGCUCAACCACACCAAGUGGAAGGGUGGGACCCUGCAACUGGAGCUCGCCAAGGAGAGCUUCCUGCAGCGGCUGGAGAAGGAGCGAGCGGAACGCGCGGUGGCGAAGGAGGAGGAGGUGGGUGCCGCGGGGGGUGGGGGCCCAGGGAACCCUCCCCUCCUGGUGGCGCUCAACGCCGCUGGCGCCGCCAACUUCCACAUGCGCGGUGUCGUUCCGGGCACCGAGGUGCCGGGGGUUCCGGACUGGGUGGUGAGCAAGUUUGGGAGAGUGCUGCCCAUCGUGAAGGUGAGGAGAAAAGACAAGAAGAAAGUCAUCCGGUACGACCCGUCCAAGUUCUGCCACAACCUCAAGCGCCUGGCGGCGCCGGAAGUUGAGACCCCCCCCACGCCGGUGAGCCAGCUCACCUGGCAGCUCCCCGACGACGACAAAAAAAAGAAAAAGACGAAGCGGCCAGAACGGCCGCCCGCUGCCCGACGCGGCGCCGCGACACCGAAGCCGGCGUCGCGUAACAACCGCGGUGGCGUCGGCGCCCGCGGUAACGGCGCCGAAUCCGACGAGGCGGACUCGGAAGAGGAGCUGGCCCGCAUGGUGGAGGCAGCGGCGCAGGUGGAGGAGCGGCCGCGGCAGCGCCGCCUGCGGGACGACGGCGACCAGGAGCUGGAGGUGGUGCCCGUCGGGUUUGUGCCCUCGCGACCCCGCGCCGGCGACGCGAGCGACGGCAACGAUUCCGACGGUGAGGAGGGCGGUUCUGUAUGGUUGCCGCGGGCGACGGACCGUGCUGUUGUCGCCGUGGCGACCGGGGAAGCGCGGACCGCCGCAUUACCCCGGCCGACCCCGAAACGCGGAGCUGCUCCAGGCACUGCCGCAGCGGAGGGGAAGAAGCGGAAACGCGUUGGGAAGAGUUGCCCACAUUGCAGCAAGGAGUUAGCGGAGGAGGAUGAGGAGGAUGAGGAGGAUGAUGAGGAGGAUGAGGAUGAUGAGGAGUAUGCGAAAAUGAUGCAGGGCUGCUACCGCCUCGAGCUGAGCCUUGACGACCUCCGCGCGGCCGUCUCGGGGUCUCAGGGGGGCAGCCCCGACGACGACCCCAGCGACCGCAACAAACUCAACGGCCCGGAGCGUGAACCCCGGGUCGCGGAGCCAGAGCCAAAGCGUGGAGCGCCGACUCCGGGAGGAAGUUCCACCACCCGCAGUAGCAGCAAAAAAAAACUGAAACGGGAUUCUGUGGACAGGGACGUUGACGAGGUGUGUGACGAGGAGGGAGGGCUCUCGGCGGGAAGGCACAGCUCUCGGCCGCCCCUGUUCCUCGGCACGCGCUGGCUGUUCGGAGACACUCGGGACGGCGGCGGUGGCAGAGGAGGGGGACCUGGGGAGACGGCCGGGUUGCCUGCUCGCCCGGCACCGGGAGAUGAGAGCGGCCGGGGAGCGGGCGACGAGGAGGAGGUGGAGGAGGAGAAGCAGGAGGAGGAGGAGGUUUUGUGUCGCAAAUCUAAAAGCAAGAAGAGGAAAAAGGUAGAGAAGGAGGUGGUGGAGGAGGAAGAGGAGGAAGUGAAGGAGAACGCUGUGUAUUGCAAAAUCAACAGCAAAACAAAGAGGAAAAAGAAGAAGAAAGAAGAGGAGGUGGAGGAGGAGGUGGAAGAGAGCGUGUGCCACAAAAACAAGAAGAAAAAGAAGAGAAAGGAAGAAAAGGAUGAGGGGGUAGAGGAGGAGAGGGGUCACACGGAGGUCGCGGGGUCGCAACCCCAGGAGGAGGAGGGGAAAGAAGAGGCGACCAUGUCAAGGCCGGGUCGUGUCGUCAAGACCGGGUUUGGAGAGGACGAGCGUUUCCGUCUGGACGGGAGGUUUGAAGACAACGACGAGGAGGGGGAGGGGUCGCAGGGGGGCGGUGACGGUGUGGAGACACCAGGGGGCUCGGAGCUGAAGCAGCCGAAGAGUGGGGAGCUCGUGAAGGGGGUAGUGACCCCAGCCUCCUUCCAGCAGGACCCGAAGGGGGCCAAGCGCACCACCCUCAGCAAGGCAGAGCGGAGGCAGCGCCGCGAGGAGGAGAGGUGGGGGCCGCCCGUCUCCGCCAACACCUACUACCACGUGACCUCCGAGCUCAAGCAGCUGUUUGGCGGGGGGCAGGAGGAGAAGGGGGCGGCGGUCGUGGACGAGGUCCCCCCCCCAACCCAGUUUGCGUUUGACUUCCUUUCGGGGGGCUCCGGAUCUACGGAGGCUCGGGACCAGGGCGGCUUCUCCUUCUGCUUCUCCGUUCCGGAGGGAGCUCAGGAACUCGCCCCGGCCGGAGACCGCAAGUCGGUUCCGUUUCAACCGGAUGGGAGUUUCCACGACAGCAGCUCGGAAGAGGAGGAGCAGGACGAGGUGGAGGAAGAAAACGAGGUGGAGGGGGCAGGGACGCUCGGGUCUCCCUCGACUGCAUCAGGACUCAAAUUUUUCUUCUUCACGAAGGACGACGCGAGGCUCACGGAAGGCCCGCAGUCGUUCUGUCGGAGCAAGGCGAUGGAGGAAGUGAGGGACGGCUGGGAGGAAAUGCGAGCCAACCUCAGACAGGAUUACCGCAAGAAGCACAAGGACGCCAUUCGCAAGAGUCGCACCAAGCCCGGCACUGCUAAGUAGCCGGCAUGGGGGGCGCCGUGGGGGGACACGGGGUGGACACGGGGUGGACACGGGGAGAUACGGUGGUGGGACCGUGUCGUAUUCCCCGCUCGGCUCGCGUGUUCCCGACGUUCCAAUUGACGCGGCGCGUGUACACCUUGCAACGCUUGCACCGUGUAUUUUCCGUAAUACAGGUUUUUUUGGGUUAGAUCGCGUAAAUAUAUAAUUGUGUCAUUAAACCCGACAGAGCCAAUUAGUAAGGGUUGUCACAUAAACAGAACGUGACAAUUCAUCACGAGUACAGCACACC
This is a messenger RNA of Petromyzon marinus (sea lamprey), 3559 nucleotides long. It is a transcript of the gene NOL8, whose product is annotated as nucleolar protein 8. Lineage: Eukaryota; Metazoa; Chordata; Hyperoartia; Petromyzontiformes; Petromyzontidae. Gene Ontology annotation, molecular function: RNA binding. The record is from RefSeq and is a predicted model, not a curated record.